ACCGUGGAAUACCAUAGAUUCAACAUCAGUUUCUUUUCUGUUCUUUUCUUCUUUUUUUCAUCUCUUACCCAGUAUUAUUCCUCUAUCAGGACUUUCAAGAUGUCUGUGACCAAUUUAAGGAAAUCCCUUUUGUUGAUCGGCCCUCAGAGAUCUCGAGUUACUGCCAAAGCCCUGAGUGAACUUCGGUCGACAAUCAUCAACACUCCCCGAUUGGCGUUCCUUCAAGCUGCGAUUAAUGAACUGCCGUCAGUAUGGCCAACAAUCAUUGAAGCCUAUCCAGCGCUCGAGAAAGUUCACGGUGACAAAACCCUUCAGACCCUGCAGCAGAUCUUCAAGGGCGGCGAGUUGGAGAAUCUAGACAUGUUUCCGGAGGGUAUGGGUAGUAUGCUAUUUGAUGUCAUUACCGUCCUUUAUCAUGUCGUCGACCUCUGGGAGCUUGUAACAGGGGAAGUUCAGAGCAGUAUACUGCCUAACACCUCAACGAAAUGUGACAGAACGUUAGGAGACGUUCAGGGGUUCUGCAUCGGAUUUUUGACCGCUGCGGCUGUUUCCGGUUCCAAGAACCUGGCCGAGUUAGAGAAGCACAUUGCAGUGGCCCUGAGACUUGCGGUUUGUGCCGGAGCUCUGGUGGAAUUAGACAGCCUUAAACUGGGUGCCUCUCAAAAUCGAGCAGUGUCGUUCUCAGUGAGUUGGAACUCCGAGGCGGAUCACCAGGAGUUUACGGGCAUUCUUAGCCUUUGGCCUGAUGCCUAUGUAUCUUGUUUGACUGAUACAAACCGUGUUACUGUGACUGUCCCCACGAGCGAAGCGAGUUCCCUGGAACAAAAACUAUCCGCCAUCGGCAUGUCGGUUCAGCCUAUCAGCCUCCAGGGACGAUAUCAUUUCGAGUCCGCCCACGGAGACGGAGUUCGCGCUUUGAAAGCGCUUUGUGAAGGAAAUCCCAGCUUUCAGCUUCCAAACUCUGCAGAGCUUCAGCUCCCACUGAGGUCCAAUGUUGAUGGUGGCCUCAUUUCCACUGGCACAUUGCAUGAUAUUGCCCUGGAGUCCAUUCUUUUACGCCAGUGCCAAUGGUACCAAACCGUCCAGGCGGCCAUUACUUCCUCGGCCAUCGCAGCAGAUGAUAUUCUUCCUGUAGGUCCCGAGGCCACAAUUCCCCGUUCAGUGGCCAAAUCUCCAUUGUCGAAAAGCAAACCCAACGGGGUUACAAAUGGUAUUGGACAUGAACUGAAGAAUGGGUCUGGGGCGGAAGAUGGAGUUAAUGCACUGGACAAUGCUGCGACUUUGCAGGAUACAUCUGCCGUUGCCGUGGUUGGUAUGGCCUGCCGAUACCCUAACGCAGACACCCUGGAGGAAUUCUGGAAAAUGAUCUGUGCAGGAGAGUCCGCUGUUCGGACGAUUCCUGAGGAUCGAUUUAAGCUCUCCGAAACUGCCCGUGAACCCAAGGGCACUUUCUGGGGCAACUUUCUCCGCAACCCAGACGUAUUCGACAAUCGAUUUUUCGGUAUCUCCGGCCGCGAGGCCAAGUACAUGGAUCCCCAACAGCGCCUGGUGCUUCAGGUGGCAUAUGAAGCGCUGGAAUCAGCCGGUUACUUUGGACUAAAGUCCUCCCCUGACAAAUCCUCGUUGGAUGUCGGAUGUUAUCUCGGUGUCGGCUCGGUUGACUAUGGCGAUAAUAUUGCAUCCCAUGAUGCCUCCGCUUUCUCCGCUCUCGGAAGCUUGCGAGCCUUUAUUAGUGGACGCGUGAGUCAUUAUUUUGGAUGGAGUGGACCAUCAAUCACCUACGAUACGGCCUGCUCUUCAGGUGCCGUUGCUAUUCAUGCGGCUGUUAAUGCAAUCAGAGCCCAAGAGUGCUCUAUGGCUCUUGCUGGUGGUGUUAAUGUGAUAACCAGCCCAGCCCUGUUCCAGAACCUAGCCGCUGCAUCAUUUUUGAGCCCGACAGGGGCCUCGAAAGCAUUUGAUGCCGGAGCCAAUGGUUACUGUCGUGGAGAGGGGGCUGGCUUGGUGCUCCUGAAGCCACUGGCAAGAGCACUUGCGGAUGGUGACUCUGUGCUUGCCGUUAUCACUGGUUCUGCCGUCAACCAAGGAGCCAAUUGCUCGCCGAUUACCGUCCCGGUAUCCGAGUCCCAAAGUGCCCUCUACCGCAAGGCCUUGGAUAUAUCUGGAAUUGAUCCUAAAGAAGUCAGUUUCGUAGAGGCACACGGUACAGGUACACCAGUCGGCGACCCAAUUGAGUGUGAGAGCAUCCGCCGUACUUUUGGAGGGCCGGACCGCACUAGCCAGCUAUAUAUUGGAUCUGUCAAGGAUAAUAUCGGACACACUGAAGCCGCUUCAGGGGCCGCUGCGCUUAUUAAAACGAUCAUGAUGAUGCAAAAGCGAGUCGUGCCCAAACAAGCCAACUUCACUCGCCUUAACCCGAAGAUCACCUCGCUGGAGGAAGACCGUGUAGCUGUUUCCCAGAAUACCCAGCCGUGGGACGUUGCCACACGUAUCGCAGUGGUUAACAACUACGGAGCGGCUGGAAGCAAUGCCGCGAUUGUGUUACGGGAGCCAGCCUCGGAGGAAAACAACGUGCCUGCCCAGGGCACCACUGCUCCCCAUCUUGUUGAAGCCGAAAUUCCCUUCUUUAUUUCCGCGAAAACUGCAGAAAGCCUGCAGGAGUACUGCAGGGUUCUGAAAGGCAGCUUGGCGAGUAUUGAAGACGCUCAACGAGCCAGAGCAACUUGGACUCUUGCGUACAACUUGGCCGUCAAACAGAAUCGGGAUUUUGACUAUAAUUACGCAUUCACUGCCUCAAACCUCGCUGAGGUUGCUACGAAGCUCGAUCAAGCUACGACCACCACGCUGAACAAGCUCCCCUCAACCAAGCGUUCCGUUGUCCUUUGCAUCGGUGGUCAAAACGGCCAAACUGUUCACUUGGAUGAGACUAUGCUUCGCAGUAGUAAGCUUUUAGAGAAACACCUGAAUGACUGUGACAGAACAUGCCACAGCCUGGGCCUACCCAGUUUGUUUCCCGCAAUUUUCAAGGGGGAACCUGUUGAUGAUCUAGUGAGCUUGCACUGCAUGCUCUUUUCACUACAGUAUGCCAGCGCCAAAUCAUGGCUCGAUUCCGGACUGCAGGUCGACACCAUAGUUGGCCAUAGUUUCGGCCAGCUCACGGCUUUGGCAGUUGCAGGCGCGCUCUCUCUUUCAGACGGCCUGCGUGUGAUCUCAGAACGUGCCCGCCUCAUUCAAUCAUCUUGGGGAAAUGAAGCUGGCGCCAUGCUGUCUGUGCAGGGCGAGAAGGGAAAACUUCAACACCUCAUGGACACGACCAAGUCAAAGUAUCCGGAAUUUACUGCAGACAUUGCCUGUUACAACGGGCCUAGUUCGGUUGUCUUAGCUGGAGACCGGGCAUCCCUCAAUGCAGUUGAGCAGGUGGCCGACCUGGAAGGACUGUCUGAUUCACUGAAGCUAACGCGACUACCCAAUACACAUGCCUUCCAUUCCAGUCUUAUGGAUGGUAUUCUUCCCGGUCUACGCGAAGUUGCAGCAACCCUUACUUUUAAGCGCCCCGCUAUUCAUAUCGAGGCUUGCUCUCAGGACCAGGAUUGGAACGAUUUAAUCACUGCGGACAUGCUUGUUCAGCACAGUCGAGACCCAGUUUAUUUUGACCUUGCGGUCAAAAGAAUUGCAGACCGGCUGGGAUCCUGCGUCUUUGUGGAGGCUGGAUCGGCAUCACCCAUUGUCCCUAUGGCACGGCGAGCUUUGAUGGAUAUGAAAAAUGAGGGUGAACAUACCUUUAUUCCCGUCGAUAUUGGACCCCCGAAUGCACUCAGCAAAUUCGCAGGAGCAACGUGCAAUCUGUGGAGUGCCGGGGUUAAAGCCCAGUACUGGCCUUUCCACCACAGCCAGAAAGCCCCAUCGACCUGGAUUAAUCUCCCACCUUAUCAAUUUGAGAACACUGCACAUUGGAUGCCGUAUAUUGAACGCAAUGUAACCAUUCCAGAGCCGACUCCAGUGGUUGUGAAGGCAGAGCCACUCCAGCUCCUUGAUCUGCUUGAACGCACGCAGCAGAGCAUUAAAUUCCGAGUGAAUUGCAUGCACGAAAUGUUCGAGCUUUGCACCACAGGCCAUGCAGUCCUGGGCCAAAGCCUGUGCCCCGCAUCCAUGUAUGUGGAAAUUGCAGUCCGGGCAGCCAAUGUACUCGCUUUCGGGAAGGGUUCUUCUAUCGCGCCGCGCGUUCGAGACCUGAAGAUAUCCUCUCCAUUAUCCAUCAAGACAGACCAGACUGUGCUCCUCCAGUUGGUACCCAUCACCACAGAACAGGAUACCUGGGAAUUUACCGUCAUGAGCCCCGGCCCUCUGGCGGGAGGACAUUUGACAAGACAUGCGACAGGAACUGUUUCUUUGAUCCAGUCGGAUAGAUAUUUCCAGGCCUCUAGAAUGCAAUUUCUUGAGCGCAUUAUUGGACAGAAUAAAUACGAGCAUCUGCUCAACACCCCUGGCUCCAACGCGCUCAACGGCAAGAUCGUGUACCAGGUCUUUGGCCAGGUCGUCGACUAUGCCCCUUAUUACCGAGGUGUGAAGGAGAUUGUGUCGCAGAACAACCAAGCUGUAGGAGUCGUGGCGCUUCCCAGCAACCAGAUAGCCGUGAUGAACGAGGCAAACUGUGACCCAAUAACGCUGGAUAACUUCCUUCAGGUUGCAGGAAUCCAUGUUAAUUGUCUGACUGAACGGAACGAGGAUGAAGUAUUCAUCUGCACUGAGCUUGGGGAACUAUUCCUGAGCGACAAGUUCCUGGCCAAACGACGCGAAAUUCAGACAUGGAAUGUCUAUUCAUCUUUUGAAAAGAGUUCCGGCAAGACUUUGGUUAACGAUAUCUUUGUUUUUGAUCCGCAAACCGGCGAUCUGCUCGUUGUUUUCCUCGGUGCUAUUUUCCAAGCGGUCCCUCUCAAGUCUCUCGCGAGGACUCUGGCAAAGCUGAACAGUUCCGCCAGCCCGGCAGACCCUGAAAGCCACCCCAGGACAGUUCUCCCGAAACCCAUUGACUCCGGACUUCAAUCUGGAUAUCCAGUGGCUAAGGAGGAAAGAAAGAUGCCGAUGAAUGGGGAGCCCGUGGGCAGGACCCCAGUCAACGCAGGGAUCCAGAACGCAGGCGAGGAGAUUCGUCAAUUGCUGAGCCGAGUUAUCGAAAUCCCCAUUGAGGACGUCCAGCCCAGCUCUAGUCUGGUGGAUCUCGGAGUCGAUUCCCUGAUGAGUACGGAUGUUCUCAAUGAGAUUAAGAGCCGGUUUAAUGUGACAAUUUCUGCUUCGGAGUUUCUCGAAAUCCCAGAUGUCCAGUCCCUCGCUCGCCGUCUGGGACCGGUUACGUCCAUGUCACAAGUCCAGCUCCCAUCUUCUCACCCGCAACAGGCUUCUGCUCCUGCUGCUGUUACUGCUGUCAGUGUGGCCCAGAAGAAUAUUCCCUCUGCAUUUAGCCAGGUGCAGCAGUUUUUGGGCGAUAUCUUGGGUGUUCCAAUGAGUGAAAUCGCCGCAACCACCCCCCUCGGCGAUCUGGGAGUCGACUCUCUCAUGGCCACGGAAGUUUUGACCGAGUUGAAGAAACAGUUUGGUGUUACAAUUCCGCUGGAUGAGUUCCAGGACAUUGAGGAUGUCGGUUCACUCGCUGGACGUCUUAAUUUGCAGCCUUCAGCGUCAUCCGCCCCCGCGAUAACCUCUCAGCAAUCGAAUGGGCAAGAUCCAAGCGACAGGUUUGACGACGUCGGCAGCAAGAGGCCAUUUGUAUCCCUCACACACGAAAGUUUUGUUCAAGUUCGUCGUGAAUUCGAUGAUAUCUCAAAGUUGACCAACCUCACCGGAUUUUAUGAGUCCGUUUAUCCUGCGCAAAUGGACCUUGUCGUUACAUACGUGGCGGAGGCCUUCCAAUCCUUUGGAUGCGCAUUGGCAAAUCUCGCGCCUGGCGAUAAGAUCCUUGAUAUCCAAGUGCUGAAGAAGCACCAGAAGGUGAAAAGCCAAAUCUAUCGCAUUCUGGAAGACGCACGCAUUAUUCAACAAGAUUCAACCGGACAAUUCGUGCGAACUAGCACUGCACUUCCACAGGGUCAAUCAGAACAGCUUCAUCAAGCGAUUAUCUCUCAAUACCCCCAACAUGCCUACGAACAUGAUCUUCUUGCAUCCACAGGAUCGAAACUUGCCGACUGUCUCACGGGGCGUACUGAUCCGUUAUCCAUCCUGUUUGGCAGUGCGCAGGCUCGGACGUUGAUGGAGAACGUGUAUACUCAUGCACCUAUGUUCAAGACAGGCACCAUCAACCUGGCGCACUACUUGGUGGACAUCUUCAAUAACUUCAAAGAACGCAGGCCCAUCCGCAUCUUGGAGCUGGGAGCUGGCACGGGUGGAACAACAAAACACCUCAUCGAAGAACUCACUGCUACCAAGCAAGAACUCGAAUACACCUUCACCGAUCUCUCACCGUCUUUAGUUGCAGCAGCCCGGAGGAAAUUUGCCAAGUAUCCUUUCAUGAAGUACACCGUGUUCAAUAUUGAGGAGGAGCCCGCCCCCCAGUUCCUUGCUCAGUAUGACAUCGUGAUUUCAACCAACUGCAUCCACGCUACUAAGGAUCUGACGCGUUCCUGCACAAAUAUUAACAAGGUUCUCCGUCCCAGCGGUAUUCUUUGCCUGGUCGAGCUCACCCGCAAUCUAUUCUGGUUCGAUCUGGUCUUUGGCCUGCUGGAAGGCUGGUGGCUGUUCGAAGAUGGUCGUCAGCACGCUCUGGCAAACGAAAACCUAUGGAGAAAGCAUCUUUCUCGCUCUGGAUUCCAUUGGAUGGACUGGACGGUGGGAGACUCAGAGGAGUCUAACCUACUCCGCGUCAUCACUGCCUCGCCGUCCGACUUGGCUCAAGUUGAGACUGUCGAGUUCAAAAGAGUUGGAGAUGUGGCGCUUCAGGCUGAUAUCUACUAUCCCCCGAAUACCAGCCAAGCUGUGCUUCCGGUAGCACUAAUGAUCCACGGAGGUGGCCAUGUUAUGCUCUCACGAAAAGAUAUCCGUCCCGCCCAAACUCAAACUCUCCUCGAUGCUGGCUUUCUCCCCGUCAGCAUCGAUUACCGACUGUGCCCGGAAAUGACCCUGGCCGAUGGCCCAAUGCGCGAUGUAUGCGAUGCGCUAUCAUGGUGUCGGACCGUCCUCCCGACCCUCACGCUCCAACGUCCCGAUAUUCGGGUUGAUGGCAGCCGUGUGGUGGCCGUAGGUUGGUCGACGGGCGGUCAUCUCGCCCUCACUCUUGGCUUCACCGCACCCCAAGCCGGAGUUCAAGCUCCCAACGCGAUCCUGGCAUUUUAUUGCCCUUCGGACUAUGAAGAUCCAUUUUGGAAGCAGCCAAAUCUUCCCUUCGGCCAAGGAGCCCAACUGUCCAACGGGAGCUCGCUACAAUAUAACCUCUUGGAGGGUGUGUAUGAUCACCCGAUCACCGCCUACAAUCCGCCAGCAGCGAAGCGAGCGAUGGGGGGCUGGAUGAAUCCUACUGAUCCCCGUUCGCGGAUCGCUCUUCAUAUGAACUGGAAGGGCCGCGCGCUUCACGUUCUCCUUAACGGCCUGUCUCCUCAAAAAUCGAAUGGGAUAUCCACUGACGACUACACCGAUGGACUUCCUGAGCCGAGCCUGGAACAAAUUCAGUCCGUGAGUCCAUUGGCUCACAUUCAACGCGGCGCAUACCAGGUGCCAACAUUUAUCAUCCACGGCACCAAUGACGAUCUGAUCCCUUGGCAGCAAGCAAAGCGAACAUACGAUGAGCUACGGAAACACGACGUUGUCGCCGAGAUUCGUAUCCUGGAAGGGGCCGUGCAUCUCUUCGAUUUGUACCGAUCAUAUGAAGUUGAUGAGAAUGCAAAGCGCGUAAUCAAGGAGGGCUACGAGUUCCUUUCUCGACAGGCGGCGGCCUAAACGUGCCGCGGACGAGGUAUAGAAGAGCAAACAAAUCACACUCGGAAAACGAUUCAUAAGUAAUAUAUAAUCAUAGCUAGUUCUCAAAUAGCCCUUAAUCAUAGACAGGGAGCUAG
Messenger RNA from Aspergillus ochraceoroseus IBT 24754, 8036 nucleotides. RefSeq lists its product as uncharacterized. Bases 100 to 7920 code for a protein of 2606 amino acids. Gene Ontology annotation, biological process: secondary metabolite biosynthetic process; fatty acid biosynthetic process; proteolysis. Gene Ontology annotation, molecular function: serine-type peptidase activity; fatty acid synthase activity; phosphopantetheine binding. The transcript is spliced from 6 exons. NCBI's taxonomy places the organism in Eukaryota, Fungi, Ascomycota, Eurotiomycetes, Eurotiales, Aspergillaceae. The record is from RefSeq and is a predicted model, not a curated record.